CCGACGUCGGCGUCGGCAUCGUCAACUGCGACGAUAAUUCCGAAACUUAGUACCGAUGCGUAGAGCUCGUCUCCAGGAUCAUCACGGAGUCGACGGAAUCGAAUUCCGAGCUCAAACGAGGGAGAAACGAGUUUCUUCGUUUGACGUCCAAACGACGAACCGUUUGCGCCUACACGACCGUGGGAACGAGGAGAAUUUUAUAGAGUCUAUCUCUGGAAUUUUAGAACUUAAUUCCCGACUUGGAAUCGGCUAAAUUAAGUUUCUUACAGGUUCGAAUGAUUUGAGAGAAACUCUGGCACUGCACAAUGAUCGAUGGAGGAUUGAUUUUUAAGUUUUCCCAGAUUUUGAAAUAACACUCAUUUAUGUUGUAUGAGUCGAUGAUUUGGGUAUUGCAUAGUAGAUAGUACCGUAAUGAGCAUAGUAGUGAAUGACACUCUGAUUUGGUUUACCUAAAUUAAAUGAACUAGAUCGAGUUGAUGUUUGGAAU
Linum tenue is the source of this 487-nucleotide messenger RNA. Lineage: Eukaryota; Viridiplantae; Streptophyta; Magnoliopsida; Malpighiales; Linaceae. The record is from the annotation of a GenBank genome assembly.